AUGGAAAGUAAACUAUAAAAUUUUGAGAUCCUAAACAAAUUAGGUAAUAAUGAAUGCUUGAUUUUGUAGGUUCUGGAGCUUAUUCAUCUGUGUACAAAGUGUAAAGGAAGUCUGAUGGGAAAUUAUACGCUUUGAAGAAAGUAUUUGGAGUGAUUUACAGGAAUAGGUGAAAUUGAUGGAUAUAGGCGAUAGAGAGAAACAGAAUGCAUUGAAUGAAGUUCGGUUCAUAGCAUCAAUUCAUCAUGAGAAUGUUGUUUCAUAUAAGGAAUGCUUUAUUGAGGAUAAUAAUUUAUGGUAUGGCAGUUGUUAUAAUAAAGUAUAAUAAUGGAGUAUGCCGAGUAAGGAGAUUUAUUAUAAAAGAUUUAAAGAUAUGUAAAAAAACAAUAGAUGAUUCCAGAGUUAGAAAUAUGGCAAGUGGCAAUAUAAGUGUUAUAAGGUUUAAGAGCAUUACAUCAUAAAAAAAUAUUGCAUAGAGAUUUGAAGUGUGCAAAUAUCUUCUUGUACGAAAAUGAUCAGGUAAAACUUGGUGAUUUUAAUGUAUCUAAAUUGGCUAAAAAUGGACUUGUCUAUACAUAAACUGGUACUCCCUAUUAUGCUAGUCCAGAGGUUUGGUAAGACAAACCUUAUGAUCAUAAGGCAGAUAUUUGGUCUUUAGGAUGUGUCAUUUAUGAAAUGUGUGCUUUGAAACCGUAUACUUAUUCCUAUAUUCUAUUAUUAGACCCUUUAGAGCCAAAGAUAUGGAUGGUUUAUAUAAAUCUGUAUUAAGAGGACAAUAUUAACCAAUUCCUAUUCUCUAUUCUUAAGAAUUAGUAUAAUUGAUCAAAAGUAUGAUGUAAGUUCAACCUUCAAAUCGUCCAGAUUGUGGUAUUCUAAAUAUACUUAUUAUUAUUUAGAUAAAUUACUUCAGUUACCCUUCAUUUAAAAGAAAGCCAAAUAAUAUGGGAUUUCUUUGAUUAAUGAUGAAAUCGAAGAUGAUUUAUUGAAGACUAUUAAAUGGCCUAUUACUAGAAAAGGCUUAUAAGCAAAUAAAUCUGAACUCAUCAAUUUAAAUUGUUAAUUACCUGGUAGUAAUUAUUUGAAUUAACACAAUUCCAAUCAUAUUAAGAGAAAAGAUCAAUCUAAUAGAAUAAGAUCUUAGGAUACUAAUGAUUCCAUAUCUUUAAAUUAACCUAAUGAAGCUUUACAUUAAUUGAUGAAAUAAAUUACUUAAUUGGAUUAAAAAGAAGUAGAGAAAACUUCUAAUGUUAAUCCAAAUUUAAAUAAAUCUAUAUCAAAAUAGGCAAUCUAAGAAAAUAUCUUACCGAUUGACCGAAGAUUACGAGUAUCCAAUUCUACUCAUGAAAAGCAUGAAAGAUAUGAACCAAAUUAACAAUCGUAAAUUAUUAAAUAGAAUCUCUAGUAAAUGUGCAUCUAAGGAUAGACUAGACCAUCAAAUAUAAAUCAAUUCUAAUUAUUAUGCUAAAGAUGUGAUCCAAUCACUUAAUAAAUAGCAUUAUUCAUAAAAAUUACCUAUGAUUAGUGGCACUUAAAGACAAGAGGAAGAAUAUAUUUUAAGGAAAAACUCUUCAAAUGAAAGAAAUCCUAGUAGUUAUCUUAAAAGAUCACAACAUGAAACUUAAAAGAAAGAUUUAUCUAUGUAACCUAGUGCUGAUAGACCAACAGCUUUAAUGAAAAUAAUUGAGGAACAUCAAUAAUUACCUAAAAUAAAAAAGAAAUACUGA
Molecule: messenger RNA, 1721 nt
Organism: Paramecium pentaurelia
Lineage: Eukaryota; Ciliophora; Oligohymenophorea; Peniculida; Parameciidae
Source: the annotation of a GenBank genome assembly